CUCAUCAUCAUCCACCCUCUCUCUCCUCUUCUCCUCUCCAUAGUCAUUGUCAGUAUCUGACUCUUACCAAAUCGAUCUAUGACACUCGUUCAAUUCCACCACUUCAAUUGCAAGAAGUCCUGAACAUCUCCGCCCGCAUGUCGUCAUACUCGCUGUCCUCGAGUACUUCCUCCUCCCCCCGACCUCUCGACCAGUCCCAAGAACAAUCACAACAACAAACUCCAACCCAGCAACACCAGCACCACAACAACCACCACCACCAGCAGCAGCGAUCCUCCUCCCUCCAUCAAUCAGCAGCCUCCUACUUCUCCUACCCGGUCACCCACGUCGUCUCAGGCCUGUACCGCCGCUUCACCGACCCUCAAUCCACCCAAAACAGCAACAACAACAACAGCAACAAGGACAGCAGCACGAUGCGCCGCCCCUGGCACUCCAACACCACGCCCACCGACAGAUCAUCCACAACCAACACACUCUUCACGCCCGUCCGAACCGCCUCCCCCUUCCAACCCCCGCCACUGACCCCUCUAACCCUAACCGAUCCCUCCAGCCACCACCCCGACAACAACCAAGAAGACUACCUGCUCACGCGCUCGCUGGCCGAAGAGAUCCGGCUGUUGGUGCCCGCCCGCCUCCAACUGUGCGACACCUGGCGCCUAGCCUACAGCCUGGAACGCGACGGCGCCUCGCUGUCGACCCUGUACGAGAACUGCCGCGCCAUCUCCCAGCGCAGCCCGCGGGCGGGCUACGUCCUGAUCAUCCGCGACGCCUCUCCCUCCCCCUCCACCACCUCAUCCUCAACAACAACAACAACAACCUCCACCAAAAAUAAUGGCAGCACUGGCGCCGUCUUCGGCGCCUACAUGACCGACCCCCCGCACCCGGACUCGCACUACUUCGGCACGGGCGAAUGUUUCCUCUGGCGCGCCUCGGUGCUACAGCCGCCCUCGACCGCCCAACUCCUACAGUCGAUGUCCACGAUCAACCACCAAGAAGAAGACGCCGCAUUGGCCGUGCUCGAACGCGCCGGGCUCCCGUUACCGCCCAGCGCGGACACCACGCACGCCGGGCGGUCGACCACCCUGCGGAGCCGGAGUCCCUUGCCUCGUACCAGCGGAAACUUGUCGGUUCCUGGGACGGGUUGUACCCCCCAGAACACUGGGCAUAGUAGUGGGACGGCGACGCCGGAGCAGAUCCGCUUCAAGGCGUUCCCCUACAGCGGCGUCAAUGAUUAUAUGAUGUUCUGUGAGACGGGGUUUUUGAGUCUUGGUGGGGGGGAUGGGCAUUACGGGCUCUGGGUGGACUCGAGCUUGGAGAAAGGCGUCAGUGCCGCGUCUCAGACUUUUGGCAAUGAGCCGCUCUCGGAUGAAGGCGUCAAGUUCGAUAUCCUUGGGGUAGAGGUUUGGUAUGUCGGUUCUUAGGGUCGGGCGCGCAAAUGAGGCCCCCGGUUUUGGGUAAUCAGGUAUAUGUGUGUGUCUCCACUCGGUCAUUUGUAGAUUGAUUGCUGCUGGAUUAUAACAAAGGGGGGGGAUCAUGAUCUGCGGGCAGAAUGGUCUAUAAUAAUCUGAACAUUGACCCGGCCAGGUGGCAUGAAUCAGGGAAGGGGGUUUGGUGCGCGCGAGGCAGAUGAAAUGCCAAUCGGGAAUUAGUAUAGGCAGCGCCCACUACAGUACUGUGGCACUGCUCGAAUAAUCCAUCGUCAUCUCAUAAUUCGUGUACUUUGAA
Messenger RNA from Aspergillus brunneoviolaceus CBS 621.78, 1725 nucleotides. Its product is annotated as putative oxidative stress response protein Oxr1. The transcript has 2 exons. The record is from RefSeq and is a predicted model, not a curated record. Lineage: Eukaryota; Fungi; Ascomycota; Eurotiomycetes; Eurotiales; Aspergillaceae. Bases 138 to 1421 code for a protein of 427 amino acids. Gene Ontology annotation, cellular component: nucleus. Gene Ontology annotation, biological process: response to oxidative stress.